Messenger RNA from Vairimorpha ceranae, 354 nucleotides. RefSeq lists its product as hypothetical. The record is from RefSeq and is a predicted model, not a curated record. The transcript has a single exon. Lineage: Eukaryota; Fungi; Microsporidia; Nosematidae. Bases 1 to 354 code for a protein of 117 amino acids.
AUGUCAUAUGAAUACACCGAUAAUGACGAAUUCUACGUCGGUCAAGAAAUGACUACAAUUAGUCAAGGAGGUAAAAAUAUUUGUGGAAAAUUAAGCGAUCCAGGGGUAGUGACUUGUACACACCAAGAUAAACGAAUGCGCUUUAAAUUUGUACGUUUUAAUAAUUACGAAAAUAUUAUUUCUGACGACGAUUUAUGCUUGACAUUACAUAGGUACGAUAAUCUAAGGAGUGGAAAUUUUUUAAAUUUGUCGCAUUGUGAUGGAUCUGAAAAGCAGAAAUUUAUGCACUGGCGGGUAGUAAAUACCAAUGAAGAACAACUUGAUGGAACUUAUAUACCAAGAAAUCAAAAUUAA